Molecule: messenger RNA, 6073 nt
Organism: Amaranthus tricolor (Joseph's coat)
Lineage: Eukaryota; Viridiplantae; Streptophyta; Magnoliopsida; Caryophyllales; Amaranthaceae
Product: brefeldin A-inhibited guanine nucleotide-exchange protein 5
Exons: 33
Coding region: 285-5636 (1783 amino acids)
Biological process (GO): regulation of ARF protein signal transduction
Cellular component (GO): trans-Golgi network
Molecular function (GO): guanyl-nucleotide exchange factor activity
Source: RefSeq, a predicted model, not a curated record
AAACUGAAUAAUAAUUUUAUUUUAUGUAAUGUAGAGCACCACCCUAUUCAUUUCUCUUUCCACUUCUUUCAGUCUUUGAAUCUUGAUACUCACUCUUCCUUUCCAAAUUAAAUCUUCAAAUUUCAUUGAUUAGAUCUUCCAUUUUUCGUUGCAUUGGAUCUUACUAGGGUUACCCUCUAAUUAUUUGAUUUCAUCCUAUUUUCCUUGUUUCUCCACAUUGGAAGAAUAUAAAGUUGUUUGAAGUAGAUCAAUCGACCCAAUUCUAAAUUACCCAGCAUCCGAAAAUGGCGGGUGCUGCGGGUGGGUUUGUUACUCGGGCAUUUGAGUCUAUGCUCAAAGAAUGUUCCGGCAAAAAGCUUACCUCACUUCAGACCGCAAUUCAAUCUUAUUUAGAUGGUAUUAAAGAGGGGAAUCAGCAAGCUCAGGUGAAAGAGAAACCUCCAGCAGCAGCACCUGCUGCAACGGCAACAACUCAGGAAAGUGAACAUGGUUUUGAUGAGGGUCCAGACAAGGAGACGACAAAUGCUGAUGGAUCACAUGGACAUACUUCUGAGGGAGAUGGACAAGCUGGGAUAACAGCACAGGUGGCUGUCUCUGUUGCGGCAGCUUUGUCAAAUGCAGGACAGACUUUAGAAGGAGCUGAAGCAGAGCUUGUCCUAAAUCCUCUUCGACUUGCAUUUGAGACCAAAAAUAUAAAAAUUGUAGAACUGGCGUUAGAUUGUCUUCAUAAACUUAUUGCAUAUGAUCAUUUGGAAGGUGAUCCUGGUAUUGAUGGUGGAAAAAAUGCCUCUCUGUUUGCAGAUGUUCUUAACAUUGUUUGCAAUUGUAUUGAUAAUUCUUCGUUGGACAGUACUGUUUUGCAAGUAUUGAAAGUGCUCCUGACAGCAGUAGCCUCUGCAAAAUUCAGAGUUCAUGGGGAGCCUUUGCUGGGAGUUAUAAGAGUAUGCUACAAUAUAGCUUUGAACAGCAAGAGCCCUGUAAAUCAAGCAACAUCAAAGGCGAUGCUGACCCAAAUGAUCAGCAUCGUAUUCCGUAGAAUGGAGUCUGAUCCGAGUACCAUUCAUGUUUCAAAGGAGAUUCAGAACUCUGAUUCAAGUGGUUCUGAUUCACAUAGAGUGGAUACAUCAACUGAUAGUUCGGCAGCAAUUGGUGAAGCAAGCUCUGCACAGGAUCAAAAUGAGAAAGAGAUGACGCUGGGAGAUGCACUUUCUGAAAACCCCGUGAAAGAUGCUUCACUUGUAUCUGUAGAGGAGCUCCAAAAUCUUGCUGGUGGUGCUGAUAUAAAGGGUUUGGAGGCGAUGCUAGACAAGGCAGUGCAUCUUGAAGAUGGGGAUAAGACUAAACAUGGUAUGGAUCUUGAGAGCAUGAGUAUUGGGCAUCGAGAUGCCCUCUUGCUAUUCCGUACUCUUUGCAAGAUGGGCAUGAAGGAGGACAGUGAUGAAAUUGCAACAAAGACACGUGUUUUGUCUCUAGAGCUUCUGCAGGGUUUAUUGGAAGGUGUCAGCCAUGCAUUUACUAAAAACUUCCAUUUCAUUGACUCGGUAAAAGCAUAUCUUUCCUACACUUUGUUGCGGGCAUGUGUUUCAUCAUCCCCUGUGAUCUUUCAGCAUGCAGCUGGAAUAUUUUCUGUGUUAUUGUUACGAUUUAGAGAGAGCCUCAAGGGCGAGAUUGGGAUAUUCUUUCCCUUGAUAGUGUUAAGGUACUUGGAUAAUGUAGAGUCUCCUCCAAACCAGAAGUUAAGUGUACUGAGGAUGCUUGAGAAGGUAUGCAGGGAUCCCCAGAUGAUUGUGGAUAUAUUUGUUAAUUAUGACUGUGAUCUUGAUGCACCAAACCUUUUUGAACGCUUGGUUACAACUUUGUCAAAAAUAGCUCAAGGAACUCAAGCAUCUGAUCCAAAUUCUGUUGCUUCCUCACAAAAUGCAUCGGUCAAGGGUUCAUCACUACAGUGCCUUGUAAAUGUGAUUAAAUCUUUGGUUGACUGGGAGAAGUCACUUAAAGAUUUGGAAAAGCAGAGCUCCCUUGAGGAUGAGCUUUCUGGUAAAGAUUCGGUCAAGAUGGAAAAUAAAGAGGAUGCUUCCAAUGAUUUUGAGAAGGCAAAGGCUCACAAGUCUACAGUGGAAGCAGCCGUAGCUAUGUUUAAUAGGCAGCCCAGCAAGGGUGUGGAGUAUCUAAUCUCUAAUAAGUUGGUAGAAAAUACACCUGGAUCUGUUGCAGAUUUUUUGAAGCACACAUCCAAUUUAAACAAGGCUAUGAUUGGUGAUUACUUAGGCCAACAUGAAGAUUUUCCCUUGUCCGUCAUGCAUGCUUAUGUUGAUUCCAUGAAUUUUUCGGGAAUGACUUUUGGCACUGCAAUAAGAGAGUUUCUUAGUGGGUUUAGACUUCCUGGAGAAGCUCAGAAGAUUGACCGUAUUAUGGAAAAAUUUGCUGAACGUUAUUGUGCAGAUAAUUCAGGACUCUUUAAGAAUGCAGAUACAGCUUAUGUUCUUGCCUAUGCAGUCAUCAUGCUGAACACAGAUGCUCAUAAUCCUGUGGUGUCAACUAGAAUGUCAAAAGCUGAUUUUGUACGUAUGAAUACUAUGACUGAUGCAGAUGAGACUGCACCACAGGAGCUCUUAGAGGAGAUCUAUGAUUCUAUUGUAAAAGAAGAAAUAAAGAUGAAAGAUGAUCUGCCCAGCAUUGGAAAGAGUAGCAGACAGAAACCAGAAGCUGAAGAAAGAGGGCGACUGGUCAGCAUCCUUAAUUUGGCUCUUCCUAAGCGGAGGUCUUCAACAGAGGCAAAAUCUGAGACUGAUGCUAUAGUGAAGCAAACACAAGCUAUUUUUAGAAACAAGGGUACAAAAAGGGGGGUUUUCUACACCUCACUAAAAGUUGAACAUAUAAGGCCCAUGGUUGAAGCAGUGGGAUGGCCUUUACUUGCUGCAUUUUCAGUUAUCAUGGAGGAAGGAGAUAAUAAGAUAAGGGUUGUGGCAUGCAUGGAGGGAUUCAAAUCCGGAAUUCACAUCACACAUGUUCUAGGAAUGGAUACAAUGCGUUAUGCCUUCUUGACAUCAUUAGUAAGGUUCACUUUCUUGCAUGCACCAAAGGAGAUGCGCAGCAAAAAUGUUGAAGCCUUGCGAACUUUACUUUCUCUAUGCGAGUCUGACAUUGAUUCUCUUGAGGACACAUGGAAUGCUGUUCUAGAAUGCGUUUCUCGGCUGGAGUUUAUCACCUCAAAUCCUGCGAUUGCUGCUACUGUGAUGCAUGGAUCAAAUCAAAUCUCCAGGGAUGGACUUCUUCAAUCUUUGAGAGAGUUGGCUGGGAAACCUACAGAACAAGUAUUCUUAAACAGUGUCAGAUUGCCAAGCAGUGCAAUAGUUGAGUUUUUCACAGCUCUUUGUGGGGUUUCUGCCGAAGAACUAAAACAAACACCAGCUAGGGUGUUUAGUCUACAGAAACUUGUUGAAAUAAGUUACUACAACAUGGCCCGUAUACGUAUGGUGUGGGCGAGAAUAUGGCAUGUCCUCGCCAACCACUUUAUAUCUGCUGGAAGUCAUCACGAUGAGAAGGUGGCUAUGUAUGCUAUCGAUUCCCUGAGGCAGCUUGGAAUGAAGUAUUUAGAACGGGAGGAGCUCACAAAUUUUACAUUCCAAAAUGACAUUUUGAAGCCUUUUGUUGUUCUUAUGCGGAACAGUAGAAGUGAAUCCACAAGAAGACUUAUUGUAGAUUGUAUUGUUCAGAUGAUAAAAUCUAAGGUGGGAAGCAUAAAAUCAGGCUGGCGAAGUGUCUUUAUGAUUUUCACUGCUGCUGCAGAUGACGAAUCAGAACCUAUUGUUGAAAGUGCAUUUGAAAAUGUGGAGCAGGUGAUAUUGGAACAUUUUGAUCAAGUUGUUGGGGACUGCUUUAUGGACUGCGUCAACUGUCUUAUUGGUUUUGCAAACAAUAAAACUUCUCACCGUAUAAGUUUGAAGGCUAUUGCAUUAUUGCGUAUUUGUGAAGACCGUCUUGCAGAGGGACUUGUACCUGGUGGGGCUUUAAAGCCUAUUGAUGCUAGCCCAGAUGCUAGUUCUGAUGUGACCGAGCAUUACUGGUUUCCAAUGCUGGCUGGUUUAUCAGACCUUACUUCAGAUCCAAGAGCCGAGGUCAGAAAUUGUGCGCUGGAAGUUCUGUUUGAUCUAUUGAAUGAGAGAGGCAACAAGUUCUCUCCAUCGUUCUGGGAGAGUAUUUUCCGCCGAGUCCUUUUCCCUAUCUUUGAUCAUGUAAGACAUGCUGGAAAGGAGGCCUCAUCUGAUGAUGAAUGGCUCCAUGAAACCUGUAUUCACUCGCUUCAGUUGCUGUGUAACCUUUUCAACACUUUCUACAAGGAAGUAUGUUUUAUGCUGCCGCCAUUGCUUAGCUUACUCUUGGAUUGUGCCAAGAAGACAGACCAAUCAGUGGUGUCUAUAGCUCUUGGUGCGCUUGUUCAUCUUAUAGAAGUUGGCGGAUAUCAAUUCAGUGACAAGGAUUGGGAUACCUUGUUGAAAAGCAUAAGAGAUGCUUCAUACACUACACAGCCACUUGAACUGUUGAAUGAUUUGGGUUUUAACAAUUCAAAUGCACCUAAGCACCCGAGAGAAAUGAUGCCUGAUGUUGAUGGGGUACAUGUUAAUUCCACUGGGAACGAGUCUGUAAGUGACAGGAAAUUUGAUGCUAAUGAAGUUGAUGGGUCAUCUCAUAUGGUUGAUAAUGGUGCUGGUUCACUUCAAAAUUCAGAAGUAUCUGAAGGAUUACCAUCACCCUCACAGAAGUCCACUGACUCUGGGGACCUGCUGAGAAAUCAGAGCUUAGGUCAAAGAAUAAUGGGCAAUGUAAGUUUUUUUAGAAGCUUCACCUCCAAGGCAAAAUACCAAGAACUUGAGAUUGCUGUGCAACCUCAAACACAGUUGCCAGAACCUUUGGAGUUUGAUUCCAAGGAUGAAGUUGAAAGCCAGUUGCUGACAACCAUUAGGGGUAAAUGCAUCACUCAGUUGUUGCUUCUGGGUGCAAUAGAUAGUAUCCAGAGAAAAUAUUGGUCUAAACUGGGAGCGCCACAGAAGGUUACUAUAAUGGAAAUUUUGCUGUCUAUAUUGGACUUUGCUGCUUCAUAUAACUCGUACACUAAUCUUCGAGUGCGCAUGCGCCGCAUACCUGGUGAAAGGCCUCCAUUGAAUCUUCUACGCCAGGAAUUGGCAGGAACUAGUAUAUACCUGGACAUAUUACAGAAAUCUACUUCAGAACUCAAUUCUAGCAAUGAGAACAAUCUUCAAACGAGUGAUUCAAACGCAUCCCCGAUGCAGAAAGACAUAAGCCCAAAGGCCUACUCUGCAGAUGAGAAGCUUGGUCGUAUUGCAGAAGAGAAAUUGGUAUCAUUUUGUGGAAAUGUCCUGAAAGAGGCGUCUGAUUUUCAAACUUCUGCCGGAGAGACUACUGAUAUGGAAAUUCAUCGGGUAUUGGAGUUGCGUUCCCCAGUAAUUGUGAGGGUUAUAAAAGGCAUGUCUUCUAUGAAUUCUCAUAUAUUCUGCAAACAUCUCAGAGAGUUCUAUCCAUUGCUUACCAAGCUUGUGUGCUGUGAUCAGAUGGAUGUCCGCGGUGCGCUUGGUGAACUUUACAAGAGGCAGCUUAGCUCACUGUUACCACAAUGAUUAUGCUUGCUGUGCUCCAUUGUGUUGCUCAAAUCGGCUGCAAGGUUCACAAGAACAACUCUUGUGUAUCAGUAUUAUCUCUAUACACGCCCGUCCGUAUCAAACAACAAUUCAUUUUUGGAUUAUGAUAUUUUUGGCUGGUGUUUUAUGCUCAUUUCUUGGCAUUUUGAGAAUCGUUCGAGCUUCAUAGACUAGGAAGAGUAAAAAGUUUUCUGUUAUGUAUAGACUAUAGUUUAGUGUAUAAUGCGGGACUACUAAUGUCGAUUAUAGAAGGUAAUAUUAUUGCUGGAGAACAAAGUUAAAGAGCAGUUGAUAAGGGCUUAUGUCUGUUGUAUUGAGCCAUUCAGUAUUAUUAUCUUUCUUAUAAGAUCACUUUGGGUCUCAUCUGUUUUAUGUUUAAUGUGUUUAGCAACAUCCCGAAUCCUUAAUUCCUUAUA